This is a messenger RNA of Symbiodinium sp. CCMP2456, 579 nucleotides long. Lineage: Eukaryota; Dinophyceae; Suessiales; Symbiodiniaceae. The record is from the annotation of a GenBank genome assembly.
AUGGCGGAAGUGGAUUUGGAAAGUGGGUCCACGCAGACCACCUCGACCUGGACUUCAGAACACCGUGGCUCUGUCGUCAUGGUCCGCGUUAUUGAGUUCUCUCGGAUAGCUCUAGCAAUUGCUGGCUACGCGGUCGCCUACUACUUCUCCAUUCAUGGUUCCCGGGAGGAUGCCGCUCGGUUCUUGCAGCUGGCGCUUUCUGUCGCCCUCAGCGGGACCUGUGCGUUGGAAGGUGCUUGCUUCUAUGAAACCGCCGCACGCCAAAAGGGGUAUGAUCGAGGGUUCGACUUCUCGACCGGACGAAACCCAUAUGCCACACAGAGCACGCUGUGGUUCGCAUCGAGUUGCAUCGUUGGCGUGGUUGCCUUCUUUGCGUACCCCCGGGAGUCUUCGGCGCAGAUCGUCCUCGCGACCCUCCAGCUCUUGUUCUUCAUAAUGUCAGCCCUGAACCAUGGGUAUGAAACAGUUGCUCACGGCAACUGGCGUUGGCAGAAUAUGAACCGUCCCCUGCUGAGCUUGGCGAUGGUCGCAGGCGCAGUUCCGAUCCUCUUGAAGGACACUCAACUCAGUCAUUUCUGA